GUUGUUGUUGCUGCUGCUGGAUCUCAGGCGAAUCAGAAAAUCAAUUAAGUUAUGAAAAAUACCAUUAAUUGCCUUUCUUUGUCACCGCAGCUCAUGAAGAAAUGGCGGAUCUCCAGACGUUGUACACUUCAGCAAAAACACUUCACAUCUAAUGGCGUGUAUAGCGACGAUAAAAAACAGCUCAAUCGACAGGACUAUUUACGUUGUCUAGAAAUACUGAAGAAUAGCUUCCAAACAGAUGAGAAUGAGCUGAUGGUUGAGGAAGUCUGCAAGACGCCGCUACAAAAAAGAGAGAGGCUGACCGGAAGAUGCCAAGAAAAAAACAACAGAAUCCACAGCCAGUCAAGUUGGAUUCUGAAGAUGGUGUAGCCAUUGAAGCUCCUGGAAACCUCACCUUAGACACAGACUUCCUUCUAGGACAAGACCUUGAGUUUGGUGACCCCGAUCAUGACAACAAGAUUCUAGGCUUGGAAAAGUUCUCAGAAGUAGCUGCUGAGAUCGGUUUCUCUGUGUAUCCUCUGGGUGAUGAGGAGAGCCCUGCCUACAGCCAGCUCAGCAUGGAAAGUGAAACGGACAACUCCCACAGCACAACUGACAACGGUAGGGAAGACGAGGGUAGAGCAGCCCAGUCUGAGCCCAGUUUUCCUCCAUACCUGUCCUGCAGGAGCUGCGGACAGCUCCGCGAUGAACCCCUGGGACCUGGAAUAGACCUGGUUGGUCCGUACUGCCUUAGGUGCUGCAAAGCCUCCAGGGAAGCCAAAGGCACGGACUUCUGUUCGCCUUUUGGAAGCAUCAGCGGGAUUCGCUCAGGAUCCCAUUUGCAGCUUGACGGUGAUGCGGCGGGAAAUGGGAUGGGUGACAAAGUACUGACAGCUGAGGACAAAUUGCCCAAACUGCACUCGUGUCACCUCUGUGGCUUCUCCUCGCGUUACGCCAACCACGUGAAGCGUCACAUGAAGACGCACAACGGGGAGAAGCCCUAUAACUGCCCCUUGUGCACUUACGCCUCGGCCCAGCUGGUGAACCUGCAGAGACACCUGCGCAUUCACACUGGGGAAAAACCGUACAAGUGUGACCGCUGCACUUUUGCCUGCAGUUCCCUUGGCAACCUCAAGAGGCACCAGCGCAUGCAUGUGCCCUCUGCGGGGGCGGGACAGGACGCUCCACCACGACCGGCCAGUGGCCAAAACAGCCUGAAGAGGCAUGUGACUGGGCAAAGAUCCAAUGAGGAAGAGUCUGGUGCAUCAGCCAAGGUUUCAGAAGUUGCGAGGCCGACUUCAAACCUGAGUUUGGGAGCCCAGAACAAUGACUACCUAUCAGCCUUUGAUGGCUUAAAAGGGGCGUCACCACCCCCCAUACCAGCCUCUAACCCAGCUCCUGACCACCAGCCUCCACCCCUGAUGGAGAGCACAGGCAGCGGUGGCAGCAGGGCAACCAGAGGCGGCGUAGCAGACGGUGCAGCCCUCACACAGUCACUUUUCCCUUUCACCUGCCGGCUGUGUGGCAUUGUCCUGGAGGACGAAGACGGCUCCACGGCGCAGAUUUGUGCCAAGUGUACCCUUGAAAUGCUGACUAAAGACUCAUCAUCUCCCAAUAGCCCCGGUGAACGCAGCGACAAGGUGUACACCUGCGCCGCCUGCCCCUUCCUCACACACUACCCCAACCACUUGGCGCGCCACAUGAAAACUCACAGCGGCGAGAAACCGUACAAGUGCCCACAAUGCGACUAUGCCUCAGCGCACUUCGACAACCUCAAGCGUCACCACAGAGUGCACACAGGCGAGAAACCUUACAAGUGCCAUUUGUGCGAUUAUGCCUGCGGGAACCUGGCCAACCUGAAGCGCCACCAGCGGGUGCACUCUGGCGCGAAGCCCUUCCAGUGUGCCGUGUGCAGUUACAGCUGCAACCAGAGCAUGAACCUGAAGCGGCACAUGCUUCGGCACACGGGAGAGAAGCCGUACAAGUGCCAGGAGUGUGGCUACACCACUGGCCACUGGGACAAUUACAAGAGACAUCAGAAGAAACACGGCCUGGCCACAGACGGCUGGGUCAAAGUCCCGAUGACCGGCAACGAUGAAGAAGGGGAAGUAAGGAAAGGCAUGGGAGUUGGCGGUCAAACUCACAGAAAAGAAACCGGGGUUGAUAUGCAGUAUAUGUCGAGGGAGGUAGGUCAGACAAUACACCCAUGCUACAAACAUGAGAUUGUAUAAAAUAUAACUCAGCAAAACUAAGCUACCAGCAACCCCCCCCCCCCUACAGAGCCUUUAUAUUGUUUCAGUGUGUAUCAGUCUGUUAGUGUUUUGUCAGAUGUCUUCAGAGGCUGCUAAUUGUUUAUUUGUAUAAUCUCGCACAAUUAUGAAAAACAAUUGUUUUGAAUAUUUUGAUCCCUUUUUGGAUUAUGUAAGGUGGGUGAGUCUGUUCAGAGUUUGUCUUCUACUCUGUGUUUGUGUCAAGGCGAGUGGACUUUCUGUAAAGUGGAAGUCCUUUGACCGUCUCAUUCUAUAUGUUACACCACACUAGGCUAAUUCUAACUUUUCCCCCUUCAUAUUACAACACACAUCUGGUUCUUCAUCGUAGAACAGAGAACACUACCAAAUACUCCUCAGUAGAUGGAACUCGUGCACACUUUUGCCUGAACUGUUGAGCUGCACUGUGUAGUUUAGAUUUUAAAUAAGGGGCAAUAGCUGUUUUUAUCAAAGUUGUUAUAAAUUGUCAUAAAUUUAGGCCAAACCUUUUUAAUUUUGUACCAAAAAUUUCAUGAAAUUUGAAUUUUAGUGAUUUUUUUCCUAUCACAUUUAACUGACUUGCCUUCAAUAGGUUAUUUUAACAAGGAAUUAGAUUUGACAUAUGUGCUAAGUUUAUACAUAGACUACACAGUGCAGCUUUAAAUAAAGACUAAUAUUGUGCUUUGUUUGCACUGGGGCACAAGCUCUGGUAAUGGCAUGCCUUCAGAUUAAUUUACUAAUGUAUGUACUACUAGCAAAAUGCUAUUUAAUAGUAGUGGAACUGUACCAUUGAUAAACUAUAUUGAUUAAUUAGGUUGUUGAAGCCUAACUAAAGAAUCUCCAGUGUCUUGAACUGUGUUCCCGUACCCCUCAGGAUUAUAAAACGGGAUUUGGAAGGCUAAACAGUUGGCAGCAAAUUUAUUUCUGGUUAUUUUAACGCUAAAAUUGCAUGCACAAGCAUUUUGAAAGGCCCUCUUCGGUCUGGACGUGUGUAUGGUUAAAGAAAAGGCACAAUUAUACACACAGUUGCCUUUGAUAGGUUUAAAUGAGUUGUGGAGGGAAACAAAGCAUUGGAGUAAAGUAAAUCGUAAAACGAGCAUGUUGAAAGAAUGUUUCCUGCCACAAACUUGUACUUGCUACAUAUCGUUACUCUUUAAAUUUCUAGAACUUAAAACAAUUAAGUCUGGGUAUUUUUGAUGGAGACUGUUUGAUCACCCUCCUUUUGAUUACUGUUUACUAUUGACUGUGAAAUUAGCCCAUUCUUGUGUGUUUACUUGAAAAAAAUAUGACACUAUUAGUAAGCAUGUGAGUGUGUAACAGUUUUAUUUUUCUAGUGUAUACUUGUGUUUUUUAUUUUUGGAUGUGUGAAGUGUCAUUUAGUUACCAUAGGAAAAAUAUGGACUGAUUUUAAGUUUACUCUCUUUUUGAAUUACUAUUAUAUGCAAGUGAGAUUUUUCAGGUUGCCAACUUGCUAUGACACAAUGGAGCAUUGAACCCAUUGAUUAGUACUGACAUCCCCCAAGUGUCCAUUUUUUUGUCUUUAUGCAGUGUCUCAUAAAUGCCUUAAGUGAGGAUUUUGAAAUAAACACAUGGAAUUCAUUUCAUUGAAUGUCA
This is a messenger RNA of Micropterus salmoides (largemouth bass), 3839 nucleotides long. It is a transcript of the gene znf513a, whose product is annotated as zinc finger protein 513a. Gene Ontology annotation, biological process: regulation of transcription by RNA polymerase II. The record is from RefSeq and is a predicted model, not a curated record. The coding region runs from base 309 to 2210 and encodes 633 amino acids. NCBI's taxonomy places the organism in Eukaryota, Metazoa, Chordata, Actinopteri, Centrarchiformes, Centrarchidae. Gene Ontology annotation, molecular function: RNA polymerase II cis-regulatory region sequence-specific DNA binding; DNA-binding transcription factor activity. The transcript has 5 exons.